AUGGACGGAAUGGGCGGCGUCGCUGUCAGGAAGGAGGGAUGGGCAUCGAUCAAGGAAAACAAGAACCUUUUCCAACCUUGGAAGAACAAGUACUUGAUCCUCCGAAAGGAGUCCAUCGACUUCCACAAGACAGAGGGCGGCAAGGUGGCCUACACCCUCUUCCUCAAGGACGUUGUCAACGUCGGCAGAGUCGAGGCGGCAGGCACCAUCUUCGAGAUCAAGCGAAGAGCGGACGGCUCGUCCAACAGCCCUGGUGACGAUGACGGCCAGAACAACAAGGCGCUUCACAUCAAGGUCAAGACCGAGGACGACCUGUACGAGUGGAUCGACAUCAUAUACGGCGCCUGCCCUGGCAUGGGCGGCGUGAGCAACCCGACCAACUUCGCCCACGCCGUCCACGUCGGCUUCGACCCGCAGACUGGAGAGUUUGUCGGCUUGCCGCCGGAAUGGUCCAAGCUGCUCAACUCUUCUGCCAUCACCAAGGAGGAUUAUGAGCGCAACCCCCAGGCCGUCUUCGAAGUCCUCGACUUCUACACCACCGAUCUGGCCAAGCAGAAUGAUAACCAGUUUGGCGGCGGCGUGCCGCCCGGAGCAAUGCAGAACAAGCCGAUGGGCAUGGGUGGCGGCGGCGCUGGCGUUGCACCUCCUCGCCCGCCUCAUCCUGGCAGCGCCGGCUCUCCCUACGGCCACAGUGGCCAGGCGCGUCCUAGCCCUGGCGGCCAGCAGCAGCAGCAGCAGCAGCGACAGCAGGCGCAGACCUCGUCACCAACCUACACGUCAGCGGCCGACGCCGCCAGAGAGGAACAGCGAAGGCGGCAGCGCGAGGCGGAGGAGCGAGAACGUCGCGAGAUGGAAGAGUACAACGCGUCUCUGCCCAAGAACAAGGUGCCCAUGGCUCAGCAAGAGAUUGGCGGUGGCUAUGGUGGCUCCGGUGGCCCAUCUGCUGCCGACCGAUUCAACCCGUCCAGGGCAGCUCCUCCGGCGCCCAAGCCCGCCCAGCAGAUUAACGGUCUGAAGGCUCAGCGACCGGCACCCGCUCCGCCGACUGCGGGCUCCGGACGACCCCCCGUUGUUCCCCAGUCCAGCUCAAGCUCCGCGCCCAGAUCUCCGCCCCUCAACGUCUCCAAGGUCAACCAGAACCAGGCGCAGAGCGAGCCUAAACCGGCCGAGCCGGCACCGCCCAAGCAGACCCCUGCCGAGCGCAAGCAGGAUGUCCGCAUGUCCACCAUGUCCGAGAACGAGGUCAUGGCCAAGCUCAAGGAGGCUGUUUCCAAAGAAGACCCCAACCUCUCCUACUCCAAGCAGAAGAAGAUCGGUCAGGGUGCCUCUGGCUCGGUAUAUGUUGCCAAGAUCAAAGACACCGCCGUGGGCGUGGCUCGCGAGUUCCUUCGCCAACAGGGUCCCCGGGCCCAGGUGGCCAUCAAACAGAUGGAUCUCGCUCACCAGCCCCGAAAGGAGCUGAUUGUCAAUGAGAUCAUGGUCAUGAAGGACAACCGCCACAAGAACAUUGUCAACUUCCUCGAUGCCUUCCUCCGAAACAAUAACGCUGAACUUUGGGUGGUAAUGGAAUUCAUGGAAGGAGGCGCCCUGACCGAUGUCAUUGAUAACAACCCCUCAAUAUCCGAGGAGCAGAUUGCUACGAUUUGCCACGAGACCUGCCGCGGUUUGCAGCACCUGCACGCCCAGAGCAUCAUCCACCGUGAUAUCAAGAGUGACAAUGUUCUGCUGGAUGCCCGAGGCAACGUCAAGAUUACUGAUUUCGGUUUCUGUGCCAAGUUGACGGAGGCCAAGUCCAAGAGAGCGACCAUGGUCGGAACGCCCUACUGGAUGGCGCCGGAAGUUGUCAAGCAGAAAGAAUACGGCCCCAAGGUCGAUAUCUGGUCUCUGGGCAUCAUGGCGAUUGAGAUGAUUGAGUCUGAGCCGCCAUACCUCAACGAGGAGCCAUUGAAGGCCCUGUACCUCAUCGCCACCAACGGAACACCCCGCCUCAAGAAGCCCGAGAAGCUCAGCAAGGAGCUCAAAGCCUUCCUCUCCGUCUGCCUGUGCGUCGACGUCAAGAGUCGAGCGUCUGCGGACGAGCUUUUGGCUCAUGACUUCCUCCAGCACGGCAGCGGCCUUGCAAGCCUGGCAGAGCUCUUGGCUUUCAAGCGCAAUGCG
Molecule: messenger RNA, 2157 nt
Organism: Trichoderma reesei QM6a
Lineage: Eukaryota; Fungi; Ascomycota; Sordariomycetes; Hypocreales; Hypocreaceae
Product: protein kinase
Exons: 4
Biological process (GO): intracellular signal transduction; protein phosphorylation; regulation of MAPK cascade
Cellular component (GO): cytoplasm
Molecular function (GO): protein serine/threonine kinase activity; ATP binding
Source: RefSeq, a predicted model, not a curated record